AUGAAGCCCCUCUGCAGACGCCGGAGGUUCUGUUCCCACAGCGACCCUCUGAUGCUGGAAGCUCUGCGGACCCUCAGGAGGACCCUCAGGAGAACCCUCAGGAGGACCUCAGGAGAACCCUCAGGAGGACCUCAGGAGAACCCUCAGGAGGACCUCAGGAGGACCUCAGGAGGACCUCAGGAGAACCCUCAGGAGGACCCUCAGGAGGACCCUCAGGAGAACCUCAGGAGGACCUCAGGAGGACCCUCAGGAGGACCCUCAGGAGAACCUCAGGAGGACCUCAGGAGGACCUCAGGAGGACCCUCAGGAGGACCUCAGGAGGACCCUCAGGAGGACCCUCAGGAGGACCUCAGGAGGACCUCAGGAGGACCCUCAGGAGGACCCUCAGGAGGACCCUCAGGAGGACCUCAGGAGGACCCUCAGGAGGACCUCAGGAGGACCCUCAGGAGGACCCUCAGGAGGACCCUCAGGAGGACCUCAGGUGGACCUCAGGAGGACCUCAGGAGGACCCUCAGGAGGACCCUCAGGAGGACCUCAGGUGGACCUCAGGAGGACCUCAGGAGGAGCUCAGGAGGACCUCAGGAGGACCCUCAGGAGGACCUCAGGAGGACCUCAGGAGGAGCUCAGGAGGACCUCAGGAGGAGCUCAGGAGAACCUCAGGAGGACCUCAGGAGAACCUCAGGAGGACCUCAGGAGGACCUCAGGAGGAGCUCAGGAGGACCUCAGGAGGACCUCAGGAGGACCCUCAGGAGGACCCUCAGGAGGACCCUCAGGAGGACCUCAGGAGGACCCUCAGGAGGACCUCAGGAGGACCCUCAGGAGGACCCUCAGGAGGACCCUCAGGAGGACCUCAGGUGGACCUCAGGAGGACCUCAGGAGGACCCUCAGGAGGACCCUCAGGAGGACCUCAGGUGGACCUCAGGAGGACCUCAGGAGGAGCUCAGGAGGACCUCAGGAGGACCCUCAGGAGGAGCUCAGGAGGACCUCAGGAGGACCUCAGGAGAACCUCAUGAGGACCUCAGGAGGACCUCAGGAGGACCUCAGGAGGACCUCAUGAGGACCUCAGGAGAACCUCAGGAGGACCUCAGGAGGAGCUCAGGAGGACCUCAGGAGGACCUCAGGAGGACCUCAUGA
This is a messenger RNA of Salarias fasciatus (jewelled blenny), 1134 nucleotides long. RefSeq names its product RNA-binding protein 12B-like. The transcript has a single exon. Bases 1 to 1134 code for a protein of 377 amino acids. The record is from RefSeq and is a predicted model, not a curated record. NCBI's taxonomy places the organism in Eukaryota, Metazoa, Chordata, Actinopteri, Blenniiformes, Blenniidae.